AUUCUAGAGAAAAGCGGAAUCUGAGAAGACAUCAUCUGGAAUAAAGCAUUUAGCUGAAAAAAAGCAUCUAGCUUCAAAAUUUAUUUUUAAAGCAGAUUCUGAUUUAAAACAUUGUAAUAUCUCAUCGAUUUCUGUUUACAAAUAUUGAACAAAUAUUUAUUCCUAUUUAUACAGAACCAGUUCCGAUCUAUAAAGAUUCAUCUUUUUGUAAAUUUUACUGACAUCUGGAAUUAAUACAAUUUAUAAAGAAAACUUACUUUAUAAAGAAAACCGUUUUUCCGUCUAAAAACACUGCAAAGAGGAUUCUUUUUAAUCACGACUGAGACGUUUGGACAGCUUUCAAGGAUGAAAGAAAUUUCAAAAACGGAGAUGAGCCGGCUGAACGUCGGACAGGAUGAAGACAGCGUUAGUUCAAAUAGCAAUGAAUUCAGCAGUUACCAGGACUGUCCCACCAAGAAAGCCCCGAUUGGCAGUCAAUUUGACGAUGCUGAGAGCCAGAACUUCCUUCCAGACUACCACCUGGACAAGAAGAAAUAUGUUACAGAUUAUGAUCCUGGCUCAGCCUCCUUUGGGAUGUCUGUCUUCAACUUGGGCAACGCCAUUAUGGGGAGUGGCAUCUUGGGUCUGUCCUAUGCCAUGGCCAACACAGGCAUUGCACUUUUUGUGAUUCUGCUGGUGGCUGUGUGCAUAUUCUCCCUCUACUCAGUUCAUCUGCUGCUUAAAACUGCCAAUGAAGGAGGCUCUAUGGUGUAUGAGCAGUUGGGCUAUAAAGCGUUUGGGAUGCCAGGCAAGCUGGCUGCGUCGAUCUCCAUCACUAUGCAGAACAUUGGAGCCAUGUCAAGCUACCUCUUCAUUGUGAAGUACGAGCUGCCAAUUGUGAUUCAGUCAUUUGUUGGAGAGAGCAAUGAGGAGUGGUAUACCAACGGAGACUACCUGGUUAUGAUUGUGUCUGUGGCGAUCAUUCUUCCCCUGUCACUACUGAGGAACUUGGGUUAUCUUGGUUACACCAGUGGCUUCUCUCUGCUCUGCAUGGUCUUCUUCCUGAUCGUGGUGAUCUACAAGAAGUUCCAGAUCCCAUGCCCCCUAACCAACGAUAUCCUCAAUGCAACUAUAAACGCCACGGUGGCCCAGAUCACGACUCAGAACAUGACUGUGACUGACUACAGCGCUGACACAUGCACGCCCAAAUACUUUGUCUUCAACUCACAGACUGUGUAUGCUGUGCCCAUCCUGACAUUUGCUUUUGUGUGCCACCCAGCCAUUCUGCCCAUGUAUGAGGAGCUGAAAGAUCGUUCUCGCAGAAGGAUGCAGGGUGUGGCCAACGUCUCCUUUCUGGGAAUGUUCAUCAUGUACCUGCUGGCCGCUCUCUUCGGCUACCUGACCUUCAACGAGCACGUGGAGCCUGAGCUGCUGCACACCUACUCCAAGGUGUACAAGGCGGACGUGAUCCUGCUGAUCGUCCGACUGGCUGUCCUGACCGCUGUGACCCUGACUGUCCCCGUUGUGCUUUUCCCCAUCCGUACCUCUGUCAACGCCCUUUUGUGCGCCUCCAAGGAGUUCAGCUGGAUUCGCCACACCAUCAUCACCAUGGUGCUGCUGAUUGGCGUUAACAUCCUGGUCAUUUUCGUGCCCACCAUCCGUGACAUCUUUGGCUUCAUCGGGGCCUCUGCUGCUGCUAUGCUCAUCUUCAUCCUGCCCUCGGCUUUCUACUUAAAACUGGUCAAGAAGGAGUCCAUGAAGUCCAUGCAGAAGAUUGGGGCAAGUAUCUUCCUGGUCAGUGGCUUCAUCGUCAUGAUCGCCUGCAUGACGCUCAUCGUUCUCGACUGGAUCCACGCAGCAACUUCUACCGAGCCACGCGCCGACGGCGGUCACUAGUGGGCGCUGGCCUCGGAAGGGUAGAAGCACUACAGACACACCUGCUGGGAACAAGAGGUCGGCACCUAACUGCUCAGCCCCUUCAGAUGAAUCAACAUAAAAGAUCCGACCGCUUAAAAACUGCUACGGUAACAAAGAAAGCUGAAGAGGAAGAGGAAGAGGAAGAUGGUGAUGAAUAGUGUUGCUCUCGUAUGACAGCACAGAGCAGAAAAAACUAUACCAUUCUGAAAGAAUGUCCUGAACUUUGUACAGUAUGCUGUUAGGCCACAAAGUUGGUAUUAUGACUUUUUUUUACUUUACAUGCUUUAUUGUCAUUAUUUUCAUUUUUGUUUCAUUGUUUAUUUUUUGUGUUGUGAUGUUUUUUUCUUUAUUUGUUCAUUUUUUAAGUAGUUCUGGUACGGUUUUAUCCUAUGAUGGUGCCUCACUCAAAGAUUGUAGUCAACUUUUGUAGACAUUGCAGCACGCAUUCAGGUGAUUAUCUGAAUGUGGGCCUUUUUUGUCUUUAGUGUUCUGGAUUGGCUUUGAGUUGGAUGACAUAACCCAAGCCAGUGUGAGCCUGGUACUCCAAAGAGGCAACAGCAUUGAACGCAGAUCGCACACUCUCAAGGCAAAACAACAGAAUUUGUCAUCUUUUUUUACGGUUGCCAAAACUAUUUCUUACUGGUGUUUGUAUAUUUAAAAGCACUUAGUAUUCAGCACACAUGUGAAGGUUUGUCAGCGCACACAGAUUGCUAGACAAGAUGAACAGUAUUUGUUGCAAGGUCUUUUUGACCUUGUUGACCAACUUUACCUGUAAAUUACUCCAAUUACGAAAUGAUCAAAAACCUGCUUAUUCAUAGUCGCUCACUGGAAGCUGGGUGUGAAAUAGCCAGUGAUUUUUCUUUUCUUAAAUAACUGUAUCUCACUAUGUAACCUUAUCCAUCAAUCAGGCAGAAACAAAUGUUGAAUACUAGUUGCUCAAAGUUUAAGACUGGACACGUUUGCUGUUAGAACUCCCACCAAGUGUGGAGCACUACUUAUUUCUUUAAGGAACAGUGACUCCUUUAAAGAAAUUUACGUUUUUUAUUAUUUAAGCCACAUGCUGUGGUUGUAAUGUACCUGUACAACUUGCAACGGAAAAAAAGAAAGACUCUGUGCUUUUUCUUAACUGUAAAACCGCACAUAACCAAAAGGAGGGUACGUUACACUGACUCCCGAGCAGGGCUCUAUCCCCUGCAAGUGAGGCAUCACCGCAAGUUUGUCACCAUUGCAGUGUUUACUGUUGGCAGCUUCUCAUUUUUGGAACACUCAAACGGAGAGGGAGGGGGAAAAAACAACGAACAGAGCUUGAUGAGAACACGUCAUGUCUGCUUGUCACCUUGUUGUCUGCUGCUUGUGCCCAGAAAUGUCAUUUUUGCAGGCACAUCGGGGAGUGACCUUUUAUUGUGCUUCCAGUUGCUAACCUCAAACGACAAAUGUCAUCCAAAAUGUUACUGUCCAGCAUUAUUUAUGAGAGAACAUCAAUGUAAUUUAAUCUAUUUUACUAUAUUUAUAUAAUGUACAUAUCUGUAAAUAAGCUUUAUUUUGUUUGAGCUUUUUUCAUUUUAGUGGCAGUUUAAAAAAAAAAGACUUUUGAGAGCUGUCAGAACAUGUCACUGUAGUCUUGUCAUGCCCAAAUUAACAUGCCCCCUAAACUGAAUCCUACCUAAAAGUCAAUGGACGUGGUUUACAUCAGUCAGUUGAUGUGCUGUUCGUCAAGCACGAUGGAUCGGCCCAGCACACUUUGUUCACUGUUAAAAUGCUGUACUCCUCUGUAAGGGCCACCGAGAGUUUGAAAGCUAUCUCAUGACCGUGUAAAGGAGAGGGCAUCCCUACAAGUGCUACACUCUUGUUUCAAUGAAACACUAUGUAUAUCCUGUAAGAAUUGUCAAUUAAAAAGUCCAAGAUAACCAAA
This is a messenger RNA of Alosa sapidissima (American shad), 3808 nucleotides long. RefSeq names its product solute carrier family 38 member 2 (gene slc38a2). The transcript is spliced from 16 exons. The coding region runs from base 346 to 1875 and encodes 509 amino acids. Gene Ontology annotation, molecular function: L-glutamine transmembrane transporter activity. Lineage: Eukaryota; Metazoa; Chordata; Actinopteri; Clupeiformes; Clupeidae. Gene Ontology annotation, biological process: amino acid transmembrane transport; L-glutamine transport. The record is from RefSeq and is a predicted model, not a curated record.